Gloeophyllum trabeum ATCC 11539 is the source of this 1092-nucleotide messenger RNA. Its product is annotated as NAD P-binding protein. The coding region runs from base 1 to 1092 and encodes 363 amino acids. NCBI's taxonomy places the organism in Eukaryota, Fungi, Basidiomycota, Agaricomycetes, Gloeophyllales, Gloeophyllaceae. The record is from RefSeq and is a predicted model, not a curated record. The transcript is spliced from 3 exons.
AUGCAGAGCGUGAUGGACACUGUUUUCGGGACCGGGUUCGAUAAGACGGACGUUCCCGACCUCGCGGGGAGGACGGCCUUGGUUACUGGCGGCAACGACGGGAUAGGCUUCGAAGUCGCCCGCGCGCUGGCGCUGUCCAAAGCUCGCGUCCUGCUGCUCGCAAGGGACGAGGAUAAGGGCAAGGAGGCGAUUGUCAAGAUCAGGGCGACGGAGAAUCCCGACGCGGACGUGGAGUUUAUGCAGAUUGACCUUGGGAAUCUGAAGAGCGUCAAGGAAGUCGCGGACAAGAUCGCGAAGCAGGAAGAGCGACUGGAUCUGUUGAUUGCAGACGCUGGUGUCGGUGUGAACAAGUUCGACGUCUCUGCCGACGGUAUCGACCGACACUUUUCGGUCAAUCACCUUGGCCACUUCCUCUUGAUCAAUCGUCUUCUUCCCCUCAUUCGGCACACUUCGACCAUCCCCGGCGCGCCCACUCCGCGUAUUGUCUCUGUUUCUUCCGAGUUGCACCGCGCCGCCCCGUCCUCGAUCAAGUUUGCAUCCGAGGAAGAACUGGGCGAGUCGGCUUCGAACGACAUGCCCAUGACUGCGGUAGCACUAUAUGCGCGUACGAAGCUAGCCUUGAUUCUGUUCACGAAGUACGGCCUCGUGGAACGGGUCAUCGUUCCGAACAACGACAAGAUCCUCGCUGUUACGACUCAUCCCGGCGCCGUUCACACCGGCCAGCAAGACCAGUUCAAGGAGGCGUACGGGCAAGUAUUUGGUACGAUGCUCAAGCACGUCGUGGUCCCCUUCAUGCGGAACCCUGAGCAAGGGAGUCUGAGCACGCUGUGGGCUGCGACCAGUGACGAAGUGGAGAAGAACGGCUGGCAGGGGAAGUACUUUACUGACCCCGGACAGUUGGGCGGCGAGUCCAAUAUGGCUUGCGACAGAGAGCUGGGCAAGAAUCUGUGGGAGCUCAGCGAACGGCUGGUGAAGGAGAGGCUGGGGCCGGAGGGGCUUCUGCCUUGGGCCAAGGACGCGCAGGCGCAGGAGCCUGGGAAGGAGGCGGAGAUGUCGCAGUCGGUCAACCAGCCCGAAGUCAGCCUCGCGUAG